GUUUAUGCUUGUAUGAUGGUCUUCUUCCUGAGCAACAUGAUCGAGAACCAGUGCAUGUCCACGGGCGCGUUUGAAAUAACCCUGAACGAUGUUCCGGUGUGGUCCAAGCUGGAGUCCGGCCACCUUCCUUCCAUGCAGCAGCUUGUCCAAAUCCUUGAUAACGAGAUGAAGCUCAAUGUGCACAUGGAGUCGAUGCCUCACCACCGAUCAUAG
Eurypyga helias (sunbittern) is the source of this 213-nucleotide messenger RNA. Its product is annotated as selenoprotein T. The transcript is spliced from 2 exons. The record is from RefSeq and is a predicted model, not a curated record. Gene Ontology annotation, molecular function: thioredoxin-disulfide reductase (NADPH) activity. NCBI's taxonomy places the organism in Eukaryota, Metazoa, Chordata, Aves, Eurypygiformes, Eurypygidae. Gene Ontology annotation, biological process: cell redox homeostasis. The annotation marks the transcript as partial. Gene Ontology annotation, cellular component: endoplasmic reticulum membrane.